UCCCACAACCCACUGCGAGCGCAGCUAAGGUGACGGGGGAAAAUGGCUGCAUAUUUAACUCAUCAACAAAAGGUCUUACGACUGUACAAAAAAUCUUUGAGGCACCUCGAAUCAUGGUGCAUUUUCAGGGAUAAGUAUCGUUUCUACGCGUGCAUGCUGAGGUCACGGUUUGAUGAGCAUAAGGAUGAGAGAGACAUGAUAAAAGCCACCAAGCUACUGAAAGCUGGAGAAGAGGAGUUCUGGGCCAACCAGCACCCCCAGCCCUACCUGUUCCCUGACUCACCUGGUGGAACCUCUUAUGAGAGAUAUGAUUGCUAUAAGGUUCCUGAAUGGUGCCUGGAUCACUGGCACCCCUCUGAGAAGGCAGUGUACCCUGACUACUUUGCGAAGAGGGAGCAGUGGAAGAAGUUGCGAGCCCAGAGCUGGGACAGGGAGGUCCAGCAGUUGCAGGAGGAAACCCCAGGAGAUGGGCCCAAAUCGGAGGCUCUGCCUCCAGCCAGGAGGGAGGGUGACCUUCCCCCACUGUGGUGGCAGUUUGUGACUCGCCCCAGAGAGCAGCCCAUGUAGGCUGGCCCUAUACACAUGGUUAGGGAUGAGCAUGCUGCGAACCAUGCAGACCUACACUGCAUUAUUGUCCAUCUCCAUCUUCUCACUGGGCUCUUUCUGUAUCUCCUUAUGUGUGUGAUUUGAGUGCACAUACCUCUGCUGUCCACAAGUGCACUCCAUGAAGUGCACUUGUAGUACGCAAGUAGAGUAAUGGGGAAACAGCUCAACACUGAAUCAUUUUGUACUAAGUAGACUGGGAACUUUGAAAAUUGACUUACAGUCCAUGUGUGAUGAGGUCAUGGGGAGUUGCAGUGUGAACCAAUACCUUUACAAUGAGACUUAAAUACAUCUAAUAAACUUGCUGUGUAAAUCAGA
This is a messenger RNA of Electrophorus electricus (electric eel), 921 nucleotides long. RefSeq names its product NADH:ubiquinone oxidoreductase subunit B9 (gene ndufb9). Gene Ontology annotation, biological process: mitochondrial electron transport, NADH to ubiquinone. NCBI's taxonomy places the organism in Eukaryota, Metazoa, Chordata, Actinopteri, Gymnotiformes, Gymnotidae. Gene Ontology annotation, cellular component: respiratory chain complex I. The record is from RefSeq and is a predicted model, not a curated record.